Molecule: messenger RNA, 759 nt
Organism: Rhagoletis zephyria (snowberry fruit fly)
Lineage: Eukaryota; Metazoa; Arthropoda; Insecta; Diptera; Tephritidae
Source: RefSeq, a predicted model, not a curated record
AUGCCGUACUACGCCGUGGCCAACGGAAAGAACCCGGGCGUCUACAACUCCUGGUCGGAGUGUGAGUCGCAGGUGAAGGGCUACCAGAACGCCCAGUUCAAGAAGUUCAGCACCAUGAGCGAGGCCAAUGCGUUCUGCAGCAGUGGAGGUGGCAACCGUGGAGGAAAUGGUGGAGGAGGUGGAGGCUACUCCGGUGGCUACUCUGGCGUUUACUCCGGUGGGUAUUCCGGUGGCUAUUCGGACAACCGAAACUCGUCUUCAGGAGGGUACCCUCAAGUUGCUCGUACCGGCUAUUGCGUCAGCUCACCUGCGCGCCAGGAAUCUGGCUACAACUCGGCUUCAAGUAGCUCCCGUUACUCGGACCGUCCGGUCGUUUACACUGGAGUGGGAAUCUAUUGGGGACCCAACCACCCGGACAAUGUCUCUCGACCGCUGCAGGGAAAGCAGACCAACAAUCGAGCGGAAAUUCAGGCUGCUAGUGAGGCAAUCAACCAGGCCAAGGCUCGAGGCUACAAAGAAGUCACAGUUCGUACUGACAGUGAGUUUCUGAUCAAUGGCGUUGGCUGGAGCAAGAAGUGGAGCCAGAAUGGAUGGCAGCUAUCUACAGGCGGCGAGGUUAAGAACAAAAACGAUUUUAUGGCUCUAAAGGAUGCCAUGAAAGGGAUCGACGUCAAGUUUGAGAAGGUCCCGGCUCACAGUGGCGACCAUGGCAACGAGAUGGCCGAUCGCCUGGCCUUUGAUGGCGCCAAACGAGGCUAA